Messenger RNA from Elephantulus edwardii (Cape elephant shrew), 747 nucleotides. Its product is annotated as glucosamine-6-phosphate isomerase 2-like. Lineage: Eukaryota; Metazoa; Chordata; Mammalia; Macroscelidea; Macroscelididae. The transcript has 2 exons. Gene Ontology annotation, biological process: D-glucosamine catabolic process; carbohydrate metabolic process; N-acetylglucosamine catabolic process. The record is from RefSeq and is a predicted model, not a curated record. Gene Ontology annotation, molecular function: identical protein binding; glucosamine-6-phosphate deaminase activity. Gene Ontology annotation, cellular component: cytoplasm. Bases 1 to 747 code for a protein of 248 amino acids.
AUGCGGCUUGUAAUUCUUGAUAACUAUGAACUGGCUAGUGAAUGGGCAGCCAAAUACAUCUGUAAUCUCAUCAUUCAGUUCAAACCUGGACAGGACAGAUACUUUACUCUGGGUUUACCAACAGGGAAACUUCCCAGAAAUCAUCCUGAAAGCUAUCAUUCUUACAUGUGGAAUAACUUUUUUAAGCAUAUUGAUAUAGAUCCUAAUAAUGCUCAUAUUCUUGAUGGAAAUGCUACAGAUUUGCAAGCAGAAUGUGAUGCAUUUGAAAAGAAAAUUAAAGAUGCUGGAGGAAUAGAUCUUUUUGUUGGAGGAAUAGGUCCCGAUGUUCAUAUUGCUUUCGAUGAGCCAGGAUCCAGUUUAGUAUCAAGGACAAGAUUAAAGACUUUAGCAAUGGAUACCAUUUUGGCAAAUGCUAAAUAUUUUGAUGGAGAUUUGUCAAAGGUGCCCACUAUGGCUCUGACAGUUGGUGUGGGGACAGUGAUGGAUGCUCGAGAAGUAAUGAUCCUCAUAACAGGUGCACACAAAGCAUUUGUCCUGCACAAAGCAAUAGAAGAAGGAGUCAGUCACAUGUGGACUGUUUCAGCUUUCCAGCAACAUCCCCGAACAAUUUUUGUAUGUGAUGAAGAUGCCACUAUAGAAUUAAGAGUUAAAACUGUGAAAUACUUUAAAGGUUUAAUGCAUGUGCACAAUAAACUUGUGGAUCCACUAUACAGUAUGAAAGAAGAAACUGAAGGUGAUUGGAGCUAA